CAUGCGAAGGGGGCGGAGCUUGCGUUCGGAUGCGUGCGGUGCUCGAUCGCCAGUGCAAACAACGCGCCGUGGGACCGAGCCUUCGCUACUUAAGGGUUAUUUAUUAGGGUGGGAUCGGCUCAGCAGCAUCCCUGAUGUGAGUACAGCGGGAUUCAACAUGGAUGCGCGGGCCACACCUGUGCGCCAGCUGCGUUACCUGCGGACCUGUUGGAGACACCCGGGCACAGACGCGCAGAUCAGGGCAUCCUGCAGCGCGGCGAUGGCGUUGUGACCACCGGCUUCGACAAAGACCUUAUGGGGCCCCUUGCGCAUCACCGCGCCCGCUGGAUUAUCAUAGCUCGGAUUCAGAGUGGGUUCCGUUCAGACCGGAUUUAGACCGAACCUCAGUGUGUGUGAGUGUGAUUUUGAGACAAAGACCCGACGCGCAAACCGACGCGCAAUGGAAGCGCUUCAGCUGGAUGGGCUCAACCCAUCACCGGCGGAGAACGGCAGUGUGUCGCAGUCUGAGCCGCACAAGCGGCUCUCGCAGGUGGACACCGUGGUUCUGCCGUUCCUCGGCGGGUUCGGGAGGUACCAGCGGCGCUUGGUGGCUCUAACGUGGAUCCCGGCGUUCCUUAUCUCGUUCAGCCAGUUCUCAGAUCACUUUCUGCUCGGUCAACCUGAGACAAAGUGCGUCCGAGUGGAUCAGAACAGCACGAACUCGGUUCGGGAGAUUUUCCAUCUGAUAUCGGCCGGUAACGACGCCGCCUCCGCCUCCGAGGGCAGCAACGUAUCGGCGUGCAUGUGCUCGGAGUGGCGGUUCGAGCUGCAGUCGGGACUGCAGCAGAAUGUAGUCACCAAGUGGACGCUGGUGUGUGACGGCGAGUGGAAGGUCCACAUCGCUAAGUUCUCUCUGCUGGUGGGCUCGAUCGUGGGGUACCUGCUGAUGGGAGCGAUGGCAGACUGGUUGGGCCGGAUCCCCGUGCUGCUGGUGUCUGUGCUCUCUGUGCUGGUGUUCGGCUUGGCCGUGGCCUUCUCUGUGGAUAUGGCCAUGUUCAGCACGCUGCGCUUCUUCGAAGGCUUCUGUCUGGCGGCGAUCAGACUCUCGCUUUACGUCCUGAGGAUCGAGCUGUGUUUGCCGGCGUGGCGUUUCUCCAUGACUCUGAUUGCCAGUCUGAUCAUCGUGAGCGGUCAGCUGCUGAUGCCCGGUCUGGCCACGCUGUGCCGUGAUUGGCAGAUCCUGCAGAUCGUCAUCAUCACCCCGUUUGUGCUCAUGCUGCCCUACGUCUGGAUGUUUCCGGAGUCUCUGCGCUGGUUGUUGGUCACUCAGCAUUAUCAAAGAGCCAAGCUACAGAUGUUCCGCAUCGCCCAUAGCAACAGGGUCGACACGGCAACCGACUCCAGCGGCAUCCUGUCAGAGCUGGAGACUGAACUGCAGCAGAAGCCGAAGACGUUCUGUGUGACGCAGCUGCGUGGAACCAGAAACCUGUGGAAGAACACCGUCGUCUUGUGCGUCAACUCGUUGACGGGUUAUGGCAUCCAUCACUGCUUUGCGCGCAGUGUUCUGGAGGGCAGCGCGUCUCAUCUGCACUAUUACGCGCUCGCAGCGAUCGCUGUGGCCUCCUGCUUGGUGCUGUUUCCGGUGGUGGCUGGCUUCGGCAGGAGAGGAGGACUGCUCACCUUCAUGAUCAUCACGGCUCUGGCCUCGCUGCUGCAGCUGGGAUUGCUCAACUUGAUCGGCAAGUACAGUCUGUGGCACGAUGCAGCUGAGCGGGACUCACUGAACCAGCGUUUCUCGUACGCCUUCUCCAUCAUCGGGAUGUUCUCGUCUCAUGCGGUCAGCACACUCAGCAUCUUCUACUGCGCUGAGAUCACGCCGACGGUCAUCAGGGGUGGAGGUGUGGGUCUGGUCCUAGCGAGCGCAGGUUUCGGUAUGCUAACAGCGCCACUGAUGGAGCUCCACAAUCAGAAAGGUUUCUUCCUGCAUCACGUGAUCCUCACCUGCUGCACUCUGCUCUGCAUCAUUUGCAUACCGUUGCUCCCGGAAACCGCCGGCCAACCGCUGCCUGAGACUAUUGCUGAGGGGGAGGGGCUUCUGCGGCGGCCCAUCCUCCCCGGAGAACAGCACCACCUACUGGCCAUGACCGAGGUCAGGGAGUAUUCACGUGUUCAGGACACGCCCCUUCACCAGAUCGUCAACCCCGGCAACGGCGCAGUGCCUAGCAACAGCACAGCCAAUGGUGUGAGGACUUCAUGACAACAUUUGCUAAAGAUGGCCAAACAAAGAGCGAUUGUUGAACGAGUUUCACUUAUUCUUUUUUGCUUUUUAACUGUGAAAUGCGACUGAUGUCGUGGUAAAGUGUCAAACGCCUCAUUAACCAGCAUUGGUGAAAAACUCCAACCUUUGUACAAACUGGAAAUGUAAUUUUAACUUGCGUUUAGUGAAAGGAACUAUUUUUCGAAUGGCCACUACCGAACAACCAUCUCACGGAGGAGUUUCACUGAUUUGAAUGUGUUCUUUUUUGUACAUUUGGUAAACGUUUGGUAUUUAUUAUAAGGACAGAAUAAAACAGACAGUAAGAACCGGCGGACUUCGUUCAUGUAAGGGAGAUUGUUUCCACCACAGGAUAAAGAAAAUUAAAAAAAGUUUUUGUCUUAGUGACAAUUUUUUUACUUUUUUUUUUUCUUAGCAAUUCAAAAAAAAAAAGGCACUUCUAAGUAAAAAAACAAUUGUAGGAUAUAAACCGGAGAAAAUUUAGAAUCAUAAGAUAUGAACUCAGAAUCACAAGAUAUAGAAUUUUGAGAAAAAAGUCAAAAUGGCACUAUAUAAGCUGAGAAUUGCAAUAUUUAGUGCAGCAAUUCAGAGAAAAGUCAGAAUCUCAAGAUUUUAACUCAGAAUUGCAAGAUUUAAUGCCGCAAUCCUGGAAAAAGUCAGAAUCAUAAGAUUUCAUGCCAAAAUCCGAGAAAAAAGACAGAAACGCAAUAUUUAAUGCCGCAAUCCUAGGAAAAGUCAGAAUCGCAACGUUUAAUGCCGCAAACUUGGGAAAAGUCAGAAUCGCAACGUUUAAUGCCGCAAACUUGGGAAAAGUCAGAAUCGCAACGUUUAAUGCCGCAAACUUGGGAAAAGUCAGAAUCGCAAUAUUUAAUGCCGCAGUCCUGGGAAAAGUCAGAAUCCCGAGAUUUAAUCUCGCAAUCCUGGGAAAAGUCAGAAUCGCAAUAUUUAAUCUCGCAAUCCUGGGAAAAGUCAGAAUCGCAAUAUUUAAUGCCGCAAUCCUGGGAAAAGUCAGAAUCGCAUUAUUUAAUGCCGCACUCCUGGGAAAAGUCAGAAUCGCAACAUUUAAUGCCGCAAUCCUGGGAAAAGUCAGAAUCACAACAUUAAAAUCCUCAAUCCUGGGAAAAGUCAAAAUCGCAAGAUUUAAUGCUGCAAUCCUAGUAAAAGUCAGAAUUGUAAGAUUUAAUUCCACAAUCCGAGAAAAUCAGAAUCGCAAGAUUUAAUGCCGCAAUCCUGGGAAAAGUCAGAAUCGCAAGAUUUAAUGCCGCAAUCCUGGGAAAAGUCCGAAUCGCAAGGUUUAAUGCCGCAAUCCUCGGAAAAGUCAGAAUUGUAAGAUUUAAUGACGCAAUCCUGGAAAAAAAAGUCAGAAUCGCAAAAUUUAAUGACACAAUUCUAGGAAAAGUCAGAAUCGCAAGAUUUAAUGCCGCAAUCCUGGGAAAAGUCAGAAUUGCAAGGUUAAAUGCCGCAAUCUUAGAAAAAAAAGUCAGAAUCUCAAGAUUUAAUUAGCAAUUCUGAGAAUAUGGAGUUAUAUGGAGAAUAUAUACGCAAUUACCUUUUUUGUGCCGUGGUGAAAAAAAACAACAACAGAAUUAUGAGAAAAAGGUCAAAAUUAUGAAUUUAUAUCUCAGAAAGGAGACAUCUCAUUUUUUAUUCCUCGCGAUUCUGUUAAAUAAAAGUUACAAUUACUUUUUGACAUUUGUUUGAUCCUGUGGCGGAAACAUCCCUCCAUAUUCAUGACACACAAGUGUACAAAAUAUGCGCACAAAUUUAGUAAACACUAAUUCUUCUCAUUCGUAGGAAUGGUUGUUAAGCGCAACAAAUGUGGUUUGCUCAUGUUUCAUGAAGGAAGUUGACUGUUCGUUUGCACCUCACUAUGUUCAGGUUUUUUUAGUCUGUCUGUUUUGCACUAAAACUAGAAAAGCAAUCACGAGCCGGCCAGAUGAAACUGAACUGAACGUGUGUAAAACCACGACUGGACAGAUGAUGGCUGUAAAAAAAAAAAAAAAAGUAAUUAAAAAAAAAAAAA
Carassius auratus (goldfish) is the source of this 4277-nucleotide messenger RNA. RefSeq names its product solute carrier family 22 member 23. Gene Ontology annotation, cellular component: membrane. Gene Ontology annotation, biological process: transmembrane transport. Gene Ontology annotation, molecular function: transmembrane transporter activity. Bases 440 to 2236 code for a protein of 598 amino acids. The transcript is spliced from 10 exons. The record is from RefSeq and is a predicted model, not a curated record. NCBI's taxonomy places the organism in Eukaryota, Metazoa, Chordata, Actinopteri, Cypriniformes, Cyprinidae.